GUCUCAUCUAUCUACCCAUCCAUCCAUCCAUUUAUCUUGUCGAAUAUUUUCAAAGCUUGUUGUCUGGCACUCUUUGACUAAUACUACUGACAAUCUCUCUACAACAUUUUUGGACAUAAUUUGUCAGAUAUGAUUUCAUGCAAAAGAAUAUAUCAUUGCUUAUUUCAUAUCCUAAUCAUUAUUACAUGCGUGAAUUAUAGUUUAUGUUAUAAAAUUCGAGUAAAUCAUCAUUAUCCAUCAUUAUCUCCAUCAUCAGAAUUGUCAACCUCUUCAAAGCUUACCAUACCAUCGCUGCUGACGCCUCAAAUUCUAACCGAUGAUGAAUAUACUACAUCAUAUAGACAUCCAGGUGAUUUGGAUGAAGGAAAUGAUGACCAGAGUAGAUAUGGAAGACAAGAUUAUCCUGUGUACAAAAAUAAUUAUCGACAAUAUCCCAAGGUGUAUAAACGUCUUGAUUUAAGCGAUCUAUCUAUUCACAGUGAUAUGGCAUUCUUAAAAAAAUUACUUGAUCGGAAAAAUGAUCACCUAUUGAAACUCGGCUAAGUUUCUUCUUCUUAUUAUUACUAUUAUCACUAUGGAACUUCUGAUUACUUCACUAUUCUAUGUUGAUUACUGAAAUACUGUAAAACACUACUCAAAAAUGAUUGUCUUAACAGAUUUAAACGCUAAAACAAAUACAAACAAAAAUGGGAAAGGACUAAUGAAUACAAAGAAAAUUAAUCAAAUUAAUAUUUAAUGUUCUAAUUUCAAUAUCAAGCUUGUUUCGUUUUAUUGGGUUAGUGC
Trichobilharzia szidati is the source of this 783-nucleotide messenger RNA. The record is from the annotation of a GenBank genome assembly. NCBI's taxonomy places the organism in Eukaryota, Metazoa, Platyhelminthes, Trematoda, Strigeidida, Schistosomatidae.